UUUGGAGGGGCGUUUGAAGGCGACUGCCAUCAUCCAUCGCAAGCGGAGGGAGGGGGCUUGUUUUUAGCAGCAAGGUCGUUCUUUGUGUCAAAAAAUUCUUAGUUCUGUUGUGACGAUACUCAGUUUAUAAUAAUACAGUGAGUGUUUGUGUUCCGUCGCAAAGGUCGUUGCGCGCGUAUGUCGUCCGUAGUCGAUAGUAAUUAAACAGACCCGUACACUUCGAACGUUCCAAUGAGUUUGGGAGGAGGACAAAACACAGAUGGAUCAAACGCAGGAGGAAUAUUUGUUCAAUUUAACCAGGAUUGCACAUCACUGGUGGCCGGCAGCAGCCAAGGCUACCACCUGUUCGCGCUGACCCCCGACGAUGGGGUCGAGGAAAUAUAUGCGUCCCGCUCUGGCCAGGACACCUGUCUCGUCGACCGGCUGUUCAGCUCCAGCCUCGUCGCCGUGGUCACCGUCGCUGCGCCCAGGAAGCUGAUAGUGUGCCACUACAAGAAGGGCACGGAAAUAUGUAACUACAGCUACAGCAAUACCAUUCUCGCCGUCAAGCUCAACCGCUCGCGGCUGGUGGUAUGCCUCGAAGAGUCGCUACACAUCCACAACAUCCGCGACAUGAAGAUCCUCCACACGAUCCGCGACACGCCGCCCAACCCGCGCGGGCUGUGCGCGCUGGCCCCGGCCGCCGACCGCUGCUACCUCGCCUACCCCGGCUCAAGCGCCGUCGGCGAAGUACAGAUCUUCGACGCGGUGCACUUAAACGCUAAAUGCGUGCUUAGCGCGCAUGAUUCCGGACUAGCUGCCUUAGCUUGGAGCUCAUGCGGGCGGAGACUAGCGACCGCGUCCGAACGCGGAACAGUUAUAAGAGUAUUUGCUGUACCUGAGCGAGUACGCCUGUUUGAAUUCAGGCGUGGAGUGAAGAGAUGCGUGUCGAUUUCGUGUCUGGCAUUCAGCGCGUGCGGGACGUUCCUGGCGGCGUCGUCGAACACGGAGACUGUGCACGUGUUCCGUUUGGCGGAGCCGCCGACGCCGCCCACGCCGCAGCCCGGCGCGGAGACCCCAGCGGGCGGGGCGGCGAGCGGCGCGUCGUCGUCGGCGACGGCGUCGGCGGGCGGCGCCGGGGGCGCUGGGGGCGGCGCGGGGGAGGCGGAGGGCGGCGGCUGGCUGGGCUGGCUGUCGUCGGCCGUGGCGGCGGGCGCGGGGCUGCUGCCCGCGCAGGUGGCCGACGUGCUGGCGCAGGGCCGCGCCUUCGCCGCCGCGCGCCUGCCCAUCCAGCCCAGCCGCGCCAUGGUGGCCAUCACCAACGUGGGUCGCGCCCCGCGGCUGCUGGUGGCGACGGCGACGGGCGAGCUGUUCGUGUACGCGCUGGACGCGGCGGACGGCGGCGAGUGCGCGCUGCUGCGCACGCACCGCCUGCUCGAGCCGCACCCGCACCCGCACCACCGAGACCAGCAGGCGCCGCCGCUCGAUGCGCAUGAAGCGGAGGGUGCGGGCGGCAACAGUUACGCGGGCGCGCUGCGUGGCCGCGACCCCGCCCGGAUGUCAGACUCGGAGCGGGACUCGGAGCUGGGCGCGGCGCUGGAGGGCUCGCCGCCGCGCGGGCCGUUCGACCUGCGCGACCCCAAGCACUUCCCGCCCAUGCGCGUGCAGCCCAGCCAGCCCACACAGGACUAGACCACCACACCCACACACCACACACAGCCUAGAGAACGAGCGUCACCGUGCCGCCCUCAACCUCAAAUUCAUAAGUCGGGUUGUGUGAGCAAAGGACCUUUUAUUGAAACUUGAUCUGUUCACUCAUUUGAGAGAUGAUUUCGUUUUUAUUUACGGUCAUAUUUCGAGCCUCAACAAAAUGUAUUAGACGGGUUCCUUCGUCUGGGGUA
Cydia strobilella is the source of this 1880-nucleotide messenger RNA. RefSeq names its product WD repeat domain phosphoinositide-interacting protein 2. Gene Ontology annotation, biological process: autophagy of mitochondrion; protein localization to phagophore assembly site; nucleophagy. The transcript has 8 exons. Gene Ontology annotation, cellular component: extrinsic component of membrane; phagophore assembly site membrane; cytosol. The record is from RefSeq and is a predicted model, not a curated record. The coding region runs from base 232 to 1671 and encodes 479 amino acids. Gene Ontology annotation, molecular function: phosphatidylinositol-3,5-bisphosphate binding; phosphatidylinositol-3-phosphate binding; protein binding. Lineage: Eukaryota; Metazoa; Arthropoda; Insecta; Lepidoptera; Tortricidae.